CUAGUAAGUCCGCCUCCCCGCUCCCUGUCUCUCCUGCCUGUUUCGCUGCACCGGCUUUUUAUCGCCCAUCGGCCAUUUUUGCCCUUCCAAAUCCGCGGAAAUUUCCGAUCUCUCUCUCUCCUCUUCUGCGUCCUUCCGUCCAUGGCCGCCCUCUCGAUCCCUCCUCCUCCUCCUCCUUCCUCCACCACCUCCUCUGUUGCUUCUAUCCCAUGGCCGAAUCCCGUAGCUGACCCCGAUUCGUCUUCGCUAGCCCCUUCUCUGGCGGAUGAUCCCAAUCCCUUCCCGCCCCCGGUGGUCGACCACGCGGAGGAGGAGCCCCACGCAGGAAAUUCCAUGAAAGAUGAUGAAUCUUCCGAGGAUUUGGCCUCCGCAGCUCCGCUCCCGCCGCAUCCGGUCCCCGCGGCUUCGUCCUCCUCGCCGCCUAGGGUAGCAGAAAGCGAUGCCGCGGAUGCGAUGUCGGUUCUCCACUUGUCUUUUAACCAGGAUCAUGGAUGCUUCGCCGUCGGCACCGAUAGGGGGUUCCGGAUCUAUAACUGUGACCCUUUCCGAGAGAUCUUCCGCAGGGACUUUGAUGGUAGGGGCAUCGGCGUGGUUGAGAUGCUUUUUCGGUGCAACAUCCUCGCCGUCAUUGGCGGCGGGCCGAACCCGAACUACCCGCCUACUAAGGUCAUGAUCUGGGAUGAUCACCAGAGCCGGUGCAUCGGAGAGCUUUCUUUCCGGUCGGAGGUCCGUGCCGUCCGGCUCCGGAGGGACAAGAUUAUUGUGGUGCUCGACAACAAGAUAUUCGUCUAUAAUUUUGCGGACCUUAAAUUGAUGCAUCAGAUUGAGACUGUGCCGAAUCCCAAGGGGCUGUGCGCUGUUUCACAGCAACAGGGGUCGCUUGUGCUUGUCUGCCCAGGUGGUCAGAAGGGGCAGGUCAGGGUGGAGCACUAUGGGGCGAGGCGAACGAAGUUCAUUAUGGCACACGAUUCAAGAAUAGCUUGUUUUGCUCUGUCGCAGGAUGGAAGAUUGAUUGCAACUUCAAGCUCUAAGGGCACGCUUAUUAGGAUAUUUAGCACAAUUGAUGGUACUCUCCUUCAAGAAGUAAGAAGAGGUGCUGAUAGAGCAGAGAUAUACAGUUUGGCUUUCUCUUCUGACAUGCAGUGGUUAGCUGUCUCAAGCGACAAGGGAACUGUUCAUGUUUUCAACCUCAAGGUUAAUCUUGGAUUGACAGCAAAUGAUAAACCUCGCCCUGCAUCAGAUCCAAAUGCACCAACACAAAGUUCUCAUCUUUCUUUCAUCAAAGGUGUAUUGCCGAAAUACUUCCAUUCCGAAUGGUCAGUGGCACAAUUCAGGUUGCAUGAAAAUACACAAUACAUUGUGGCAUUUGGUCAUCAAAAGAAUACUGUUGUCAUUCUUGGUAUGGAUGGAAGUUUCUUUCGAUGCCAAUUCGAUCCAGUGGCGGGUGGGGAAAUGACACAAUUGGUAUGCUAUAACUUCCUAAAGUCAGAAUCAUUCUAAUGGAUAAUUUACAGUGAUUUUCAUCGCUAGCUUUCAACUUUGGCUUAAUAGAAUCUGUAUAUAAAUUAAAAGUAUUGGCAUGUACAUCAGUUCCUCAAUGGUACAUUUCUGUAUGUGAAUACUAGAAGAUAAGGCUACGUGUGUUUGCCAUUCCA
Molecule: messenger RNA, 1655 nt
Organism: Zingiber officinale
Lineage: Eukaryota; Viridiplantae; Streptophyta; Magnoliopsida; Zingiberales; Zingiberaceae
Product: autophagy-related protein 18a-like
Exons: 4
Coding region: 142-1500 (452 amino acids)
Biological process (GO): protein lipidation; autophagy of mitochondrion; nucleophagy
Cellular component (GO): cytosol; extrinsic component of membrane; phagophore assembly site membrane
Molecular function (GO): protein binding; phosphatidylinositol-3,5-bisphosphate binding; phosphatidylinositol-3-phosphate binding
Source: RefSeq, a predicted model, not a curated record